AUGGAGUCUGAAGACUUUGAGGAGUUUAUCUUUGGGGAGGAAGUGAAUUUUGAUGAUUUGAAUGGAUCCGAUAUUGAGACCGACUCUAGUUCAGACUCAGACUCAGAACCAGAAGAGGAUGGUCCCUCACCUGAUGAUGCUCUUGAUUUGGCCAGUUUUAUUGCAUCCGCUCCAGCUCCCACCCCCACCCAGGCUUCCUCCAACGUUGACUGGGAUUGGAUUUCAUCUCCUAACCACAAUGCCCCCGUCGAACCGUUCAAUAACUUAACUUCUGGAUGGACGCGUCACUUAUCAUCUCAAGAGACCGAACUUGAAAUGUUUCUCCUUCUCUUCAGCGAGGAUUGCAGAAAUAUUUGCAUCACCGAAACAAACAAGUACGCUGACCAGACAGGGGACUGUACAACCAAGCGAUGGAGUAAAUGGAUGGAUCUCAACCACCAAGAUCUAACGAAGUUUUUAGCUAUUCGAAUGUUGAUGGGAAUUAAUAAGAAACCAGACAUGACGAAGUAUUGGUCAAGAGAUGCCAUGUUUCAUUUCCCAAUCAUUAGCAAAAUCUUGCCCCAGGAUCGAUUCUUUGAGAUUCAGAAAUAUCUUCAUUUUUCUGACAACAAUGACUAUGUUCAAGGAGACAGGGUCUUCAAGACCCGAACUCUUUGGGAGACGUGCACUGCCAACUUUUCAUCCCUUUUAAAUCCUCACAAGAAAAUCAGCAUUGAUGAGUCCCUAAUUCUACACAAAGGGAGAUUAUACUUUCAUCAAUUUAUCCCCAAUAAAAGAUCCCGGUUUGGCAUCAAGACUUUCUCUAUUGUUGAUGAAGAAACGGGAUUUAUUCUGAAUUCAAUAAUUUAUUCGGAAAAAAAUCAAGAUCUUCAGUAUUCAACAAAAGAAUAUGGUUAUGGUGGGGCGAUAGUUUUAGAAUUGGCACGCCCUUAUCUGAAUAAUUUUCAUCAUAUCUAUUGCGACAACUUCUUCACUUCCCCUAAUUUGGCAAUUUAUUUGCUACAACAAAAAACCUAUUUAUGUGGAACUUUGAGAAAAGGAAGAAAAAAUGCUGCAAUUCCACCUAGUCGAAUGAGAAGAGGAGAUGUUGAGGUGUUCUCGUCUAAUUCAGUCAUGAAUGAAUUCUGGCGAGACAAGAAGAUCGUCCGGAUGAUUUCCACAACCCACUCACAUGAAAUGGUAGAUGUUCGGAAGAGGGAUGGAACUAUUGUGAAGAAGCCUAAAAGUUUAGUGGACUACAACAAUUCUGCUCGAGGAAUAGACCAAAGCGAUAUGCAAAUGCAUUUCAACUCCGUGAAAAGAAAAACAAGGAAGUGGUAUAAGAAGUUAUUCUUCCAGCUCAUUGACAUGUGCUUCUUCAACGCCUUCAAAAUGUACAAAUCUCUUCAUCCCCACGCAAAAUUUCUUGACUUUCAAUUGAAUUUUAUUCGACAAGUAGUUGCUUUGUAUGGAUUAAAGGAAACCACCAUUCCAGCUCCAUCCCGUGAUCUUGAACGAUUAGUCGCUCGUCAUUUCCCUGCCCACAACCCCCCAACUAAGGGAAAACCACACGGAUCAAGAAUAUGUCAUGUUUGUUCCCAAAAUAAGUCAAAGAAUAACGGAAAAUGUAAAGAAACAAGAUAUCAGUGUGACAUAUGCAAAGUUGCGUUGUGUAUUGUCCCAUGCUUUCGAAUUUAUCACACUCUAAAAAAUUUCUAG
Molecule: messenger RNA, 1698 nt
Organism: Folsomia candida
Lineage: Eukaryota; Metazoa; Arthropoda; Collembola; Entomobryomorpha; Isotomidae
Product: piggyBac transposable element-derived protein 4
Exons: 3
Coding region: 1-1698 (565 amino acids)
Source: RefSeq, a predicted model, not a curated record